Molecule: messenger RNA, 2823 nt
Organism: Vicugna pacos (alpaca)
Lineage: Eukaryota; Metazoa; Chordata; Mammalia; Artiodactyla; Camelidae
Source: RefSeq, a predicted model, not a curated record
GGGAGCCGCCUGCCUCUCCCGGCCCGUUGUGUCAGGCUCGCCUGCGGCCCCUCCUCUCCGCUCCUCCUCCUCCCUGGUCCCUGUAGGUGUGUCUCGGGCUCUGUGGCAGCCUGUCCCACUCCCGGCUGAGACACCGCCCGAGAGGUCACCCACCCUCACUUCCAGCGAGCCCGACGCCGACCAGCCCGGUGACCCACAAUGGAAGCCGCAGAUGCCUCCAGGAGCAAUGGGGCCAGCCCGGAAGCCAGGGAUGCCCGCAGCCCUCCGGGCCCCAGCGGCAGCCUGGAGAAUGCGGCCAAGGCCGAAGGCAAAGAGGCCAAGACCACCAAUGGGCACGGCGGGGAGGCGGCCGAGGGCAAGAGUCUGGGCGGUGCCCUGAAGCCGGGCGAGGGGAAGGGCUCCCUUUUCUCGGGAAACGAGUGGCGGCGGCCCAUCAUCCAGUUUGUCGAGUCCGUGGACGACAAGAGCUCCAGCUACUUCAGCAUGGACUCCGGGGAAGGCAAGCGGUCCCCCUACGCCGGGCUCCAGCUGGGGGCCGCCAAGAAGCCGCCCGUCACCUUUGCCGAGAAGGGGGAGCCACGCAGGUCCAUCUUCGCGGAGCCCCGCAAGCCCACGGUGUCCAUCGUGGAGCCCGGGGAGGUCCGGCGGAACAGCUACCCCCGGGGCGACGCGGGCAUCCUCCUGCGCGCCAAGUCGGGCUCCGAGGAGGUCCUGUGUGACUCGUGCAUCGGCAACAAGCAGAAGGCCGUCAAGUCCUGCCUGGUGUGCCAGGCCUCCUUCUGCGAGCUGCACCUCAAGCCCCACCUGGAGGGCGCCGCCUUCCGCGACCACCAGCUGCUCGAGCCCAUCCGGGACUUCGAGGCCCGCAAGUGCCCCCUGCACGGAAAGACCAUGGAGCUCUUCUGCCAGACGGACCAGACCUGCAUCUGCUACCUCUGCAUGUUCCAGGAGCACAAGAGCCACAGCACCGUGACGGUGGAAGAGGCCAAGGCCGAGAAGGAGACGGAACUGUCACUGCAAAAGGAGCAGCUGCAGCUCAAGAUCAUCGAGAUCGAAGAUGAGGCGGAGAAGUGGCAGAAGGAGAAGGAUCGCAUCAAGAGCUUUACCACCAAUGAGAAGGCCAUCCUGGAACAGAACUUCCAGGAUCUGGUGCGGGACCUGGAGAAGCAAAAGGAGGAAGUGAGGGCUGCACUGGAGCAGCGGGAGCAGGAUGCCGUGGAUCAAGUGAAGGUGAUCGUGGAUGCUCUGGACGAGAGGGCCAAGCUGCUGCAUGAGGACAAGCAGACCAGGGAGCAGCUGCACAGCAUCAGUGACUCGGUGCUGUUUCUGCAGGAAUUUGGUGCCCUGAUGAGCAACUACUCCCUCCCCCCGCCCCUGCCCACCUAUCACGUUCUGCUGGAGGGGGAGGGCCUGGGGCAGUCACUGGGCAACUUCAAGGACGACCUGCUUAACGUGUGCAUGCGCCAUGUUGAGAAGAUGUGCAAGGCAGACCUGAGCCGUAACUUCAUCGAGAGGAACCACAUGGAGAACGGGGGUGACCAUCGCUUCAUGAACAGCUACAGCAACAGCUACACGAGCGAGUGGAGCGCCCCGGACACGAUGAAGAGAUACUCCAUGUACCUCAUGCCCAAGGGUGGGGCCAGGACGGCGUACCAGCCGGCAUCCCCCAGCCGCCUCACCAAGGAGAAGAACUUCAACAAUCUCUAUGGAACCAAAGGUAACUACACCUCCCGGGUCUGGGAAUACUCCUCCACUGUUCAGAACUCCGAUGACCUGCCUGCCGUGCAAGGCAGCUCCUCCUUCUCCCUGAAAGCAGGCACUGGGAAAGUCCCCUAUCAGUUCACCACCUUGGGACAGGCCACCACAGAGUUUUCCAAACCACUGGACGGCAGUGGGCUGUUUAAAAAUAAUCCUGGUUACCCCUCCCUCAUCAGGAGCCAGAGCCCCAAGGCCCAGCCUCAGACUUGGAAAUCUGGCAAGCAGACCAUGCUGUCGCACUACCGGCCAUUCUACGUCAACAAAGGCAACGGGGUCGGGUCCAACGAGGCCCCGUGAGUUCCAGGAAGGCGGGAACGAGGGGCCGCCACCCGCCCUCCCCGCCGGCCCUGCGGCUCUUGCUACUCUUCUCAUCUGUGCGUGGUGGGGGAGCCUGCCCCGCACCUGCCCUCCCCCAGCCCCCAGCCCGCUUCUCAGGGCCGCCUGGCCUGCCCCCUCCUCCCCAUUACCCACGCUCCACCCAGGCCCCCCCCCCGCCCCCGCUUUGUGACUCACGGUCGCCGUCUUUCCUGCGCUCAGAGGCCAACCCUCACGGGCAUGCAAGAUAGCGGGCUUCUCUCCCCUAACUCGCCACCCUCUCCUCUUGGCUGGGGUGGUUGGGGCCAGUGGUGGGGGCCCAGAUGGUACCAGCCUGCCUGCCCUGCCCAGGCCCCUGCGGUCUUCAGGCCCGUUGGCCAUUUCUCUCCAAGCCCCGACUGCGCGAUGCGGUCAGUAGGAACCUGGCCACGGCAGCUGCCCAUCUCCCAUCCACACGGGCCCACCUCUUCCCAGCAGCCCGCUCCCCCCCCAGAAGAAGACUGGCCCCGUAUGCCCUGCUCUGGUCCCCCCACCAAAGCCCAGGCUGGCGGCACCUGGAGCUCUUGGACACUGCGGAGGGAAACCUCAGUGUCUUGGCAUCAUCCCACCUGGCCUCAGGUCCCCCCAUGUCCACCUUGAGUCCACGGUCCCUGAGGACACGCUCUUCCGGCUGGCAGGAUGAUCUUCACCAAAAUACGCCUUUCUUCUACCUGCUGAGAUGGUUCCCUUGACAACAUCUACUCCACCCAU